CAGCCACCAAACGGCGAGCCGAGAAGUGUGAACAAAAAGGUAAGGUAAGGAAGAAACCAAAGUUGACAAAACAAAAUGCAUGAAUUCAAUUGACCUGUGUCCUAAUAAUGCCCCUGCAGACAAUAAACGUAUCGCCAAUUGAAUGGAAAUCUGACGAAAUCGAAAACUCUGGCACAGUUACACAUCAUCAGGUGCCAGGGAGAUAUAUAAAUCAAGAACUCUCAAGACGAUGUGAUUCCCAGUCUUCCAGCCUAUCCUCUAAUAACUAUGACAUUUGCAGGAUCUGUCACUGUGAAGGAGACAGUGAGGUGCCUCUCAUUGCUCCGUGCUACUGUGCCGGCUCACUACGCUACGUCCACCAGGCUUGCCUGCAGCAAUGGAUCAAGUCGUCCAACAUACGAUGCUGUGAACUCUGCAAGUUCCAGUUCAUCAUGCAGACCAAGACCAAGCCUUUUAGCGAGUGGGAACACUUGGAGAUGUCUGGGUUCGAGAGGCGCAAGCUACUCUGCGCCGUCAUGUUCCACGCGGUCGCGCUGACUUGUGUAGUCUGGUCGUUGUACGUUCUCAUCGACCGCACGGCUGAGGAGAUACAGAACGGAAUGUUGGAGUGGCCGUUCUGGACUAAACUGAUUGUGGUGGCCAUCGGUUUCACUGGAGGUGCAGUGUUCAUGUACAUCCAGUGCAAGGCAUAUCUCCAGAUAUGUCAGCGGUGGAAGGCAUUCAACAGAGUGAUAUAUGUUCAAAAUGCUCCUGAGAAGCCGACCUUGCCAGCCCCUGCGGCGCAGACAGUGGUAAAAUCACAAGCUGCAGUGUAUCCUCCGCAGCUUAGUGAACCUGCAGCUAGCUUCCCUACAUCCUCUGACAACCACUUCAAACCCUACCAGGACGGCAGCAGAGACGAAACCAGCAUUGAUCUCAAAGGUGUACGCAACUUACACAUUUUCUUCAAUGAGGAAAACCGAAUCAGGGUACAAAAAGAUAACGUGCAAUCAUGCACUGUUGAUUUGGAAAACAUCGACGCUGGUGAAGGCUGUUCUUCCCAGUCAAACGAGGCCGACCAUGGAACAUCUUGGCACAUCAAGAUCGGCAAGAGCAAAGAACCAAACGGAAAAAGUAACGAGGUUAUAGCGAACAACCGCGACGAUAAUUACGGAGCAAUCGUUCCUUCAGAAGUUGGAGAAGUCGCCAGGAGAAACGAAAAGCUAUUGGCUGUCAAAAACAACGACACAGCCAACGGAAUGAACGAAUCUCCUGUGUUGAAGUUGCAGAUCAAGAAAGCAGAAAUAGUUAUCAAAUUUGGUCAGAAAUCCAGUGGCACCGACUUAGCAGCUUUGGACGAUAAACAGAUUGACGAUAGAAACAAUGACACAUCGCUCAAUAUUCAGAUUGACAGCAGAGAAAAAGACAUGAGUGACCCGAUAGUUAUCGACUUAGUCCAGAACAGCUAUGAUCAAAUGAAACCUGCAAGUGAACAAAGCGAUUCGCAAAAUCCAGUUCAGAUUCGCGUGGAUUUCCGAAAAGAUUGCGAAGACAGACAGAUUGAAGGCUGUGAUGAUUCAGGCAAAGAAGCUGUCUGUGAGGCUUUGUUGGAGAGGGAUACGGAGAAUUUUCCAAGUUCCGAGCCCGGAUCUGGCUCGCAAUCCCCUCUCUUGGCAAACAAACAAGACUUGCCCACCCAGUCUGUUUCCUUAUAAACAUUUUAAAGAAACUUUGAUUUCUUGUCAGCUUUGUGAGUUCUUUUAGUUUUUAGUGUUUGUGACUGUAAAUUUAUCUUCUUUUCAAACAAUUUGAUCAAAUUCUAUCCUUUUACCCUUAAGGAUUGAUCAUACCAUUUUAUACUUUUCAAACCGGACAUUUUUGCACAAAAUAAAAUGUUGACAAAGCAUUUUUUGCUCUCAUAUAACCAGAUAAUAACAAUAUAGCAACUGUUGUGAUACAGAAUACAAAUCAAUAAUCACUGUUAGUAAUAAAGUUGUAGCUUUAGUUUUUUUUCAAAUUUGAACAUUUCCUGAUGUUCAUUCAAAAGGUAAAUAAUGUUUGCAUAAAUGUUAAUAGAUUUAAUAAGUCUAUUGGGGGUUUUGAUUAUGAUUAUUGCUGAUUAAUUAACAUUUACUUAUAUUUAAAUUUUAUUGUCAGACAGUUCAUAGUUUCACAAUUUAAACAUGAUUUAUGUUCUCUCAUAGUAAGUUAGCUCAACUUUUGUUUGUUUUAUUUUUUUUUACAUUGCUAAAUUAACAUAGAAGCAAGUGUUACAUACCAAAUGAUCUGGUGUUUCUUUUUUUAAAUUUUCAAACGUUCAAAGUUUAAGCGUCACUUACAAUUUAUUGUCUACCUUACAAACAAAACCCGUUUGACAGGAAAGAUUUUUAAUAAUGUACAAAUCACAUUUUUAUUAAGAACUGUUAGUAAGUAUGCAUGGUAAAAAGCUUAAAACAAAUGAGUGUUGAUCUUUAACACUAAACACUAUAUAAUCUGUUUUCUUCCUACAUGCAAAUUUUUCAUGAAGUAAUUUUAAGAUCGCUCAAGUAGGUUAGAAGUUGAGUAAUAGUUACAGAUUCAUUAGAGAGUAGAUUGUAUACGAGUCAAAUUGUAUUUCGGUUACAACUUUAGUAAGAAAACUAAUUUGUUUUUUGUAGGAAGCUUUUCCAUGUUGUUUGUGUUUGAUGUACCAUUCAAAAAGUAGUUAAUUGUUUAGAAUUUUCCAUUUAUGUUUUUUAUGUGUUUAGAAUUUUCCGUCUGUAUUAUGUGUUGAACCAAUAUUGAAUAGGUUGUUGUGUCACUAUUACUUUGGAAAAAAGUAAAUAACUAUCCAAACAUUUCAACCUUUGUUUAUCAGAAAUAAAUAAGAGGAAUUCUAGCAAUGUUAAUGAAAUGUUGUCUUUAUUUAAUUACUGUAAACUAACGUAUAUUGAAAGAGUUGGUUUUCAUUUUCCUAUCAGGUACAGUAUAAAUCAAAUUUAAUGUUUCAUGGUAGGAUAACAAUUUAUAACAGCAGAUUAAAUUAAUGGUCAUAGCUUAUGACUGAAACCUUAUCGGCAGAGUUUCACCGAUUACUUUUUUUUAUGCUACAGAUCUUUGCUCCAGUCUUUGCUAUUAUGUGAUUUAUGAUCCGCUGAAGUUAUACUGACGAUUCUGUGACUAAAACCAUUGACUAUUGGAUACAGAUUGCUGUAUUAAUAGUCAAAGCUAAAACUUAACACCACUGCCAUAAUAAACAAUUUAUUAUACCAUCUUACAGAAAUGAGGCUUCUGCCUUUCAUUAACUUGAAAUUUAUGACUCUUAAAAUCUUUGAAAAAAAUUACAGUAUUAUUUUACCAUCUCAUUUAAUUUUAAUAACCUUUAAGCUGGGACCUUAAAGCAAGGGCUGUUUUUACUAUUCAGUGCUAAGAAUAAAAUAGGUCAUCUAAGUGAAUAGAAGUGUCUACUUAAUAUUUCUUUGAAAAUUCCACUACUUAUUUUUAUUUGUCAGCUCUUGUGCAACCUUUUCAAUUAGUUUGAAUUAAUUCUUCGGGUAGCAAUGAGUAUUUUGUUUUUCUAAUUUCUUUUUUGUUCAUAAAACCAAUUUUUUUCAUAAAACCAAUUUUUUUCAUUUACUGUUAAAUUUGUUUUAGUGAAUUAAAAAAAGUUCAAUCUCAUUUUGUGAUUCUUCUAUUUUAGUUUUAAAACAGCGCAGACCUUUUCUUUCCCUUUCUCACUAAAUGUUUUUUCCAACUAAGUCAAAGAAUGAGACUGAAAUAGUUGUAUGCGAAUUGUAAUAAAUUUUUCAAAAAAUAACAAGCCUUAUUUCGUAAUGAAUCAACGCAGGUGUUGUUGUGAUUGUGAUAUUACCAUAGUAAAAGUUGUAUAGUUCCUAAAGUCUUGGAUCGGAAGCGAACAUUAUUAUUUUCUCUAUCCGUCAGUGUAGGAAACCCGUUUAUUAUGUUCACUAAACGUUUGGAACCUCUAUGUUUAAUGUCUACCUGUAGGUGUUCUUAUCAAUUCACCGAUACACAAAAACUUUUGUGUACUUGUGGACGCAGAAUUGCAUAGCACCAGUGUCAGAUUAAGUUUAUGUUAGUAGCACAGUUCGUGAUAAUACAUGUACUUAAUGCUUACAGUUAAUCGUUAGAAAAUGUGAUAAAUUGUGUUGGAAUUGAUUGAUACAAACAUGAGUGUAAAUAUAUUAUUUGUAAAUAAACUAAUAAUGAUAUA
Molecule: messenger RNA, 4192 nt
Organism: Macrosteles quadrilineatus (aster leafhopper)
Lineage: Eukaryota; Metazoa; Arthropoda; Insecta; Hemiptera; Cicadellidae
Exons: 6
Coding region: 108-1694 (528 amino acids)
Biological process (GO): protein polyubiquitination; antigen processing and presentation of peptide antigen via MHC class II; immune response
Cellular component (GO): cytoplasm; late endosome membrane; early endosome membrane
Molecular function (GO): ubiquitin protein ligase activity; zinc ion binding; MHC protein binding
Source: RefSeq, a predicted model, not a curated record